AUGACGAACACAGAAUUUUGUGUACCACCACCUCUUCUGGUGGAACAUCUAGAAGAGAAGGAGGCUCUAAAAUCGUUAAAGGACAAGUAUCAAGAACUUACGUUGGAGUUUGCGAGUGUGAAAGUGGAGUUUUGUGAUUUGGAUGGGAUGGAAUGGAAAAAGCAAAAGCAGUGUGGUCGUUUGGUGAAUAGGAAUGGGAACGGAGACUCACAGAAUCGUAACUCGUCGUUUCCACAUAAAAAGGGGCAUAACAAAAUAAAGAAGGGGACCAGUGUAUUGGCAACGAGGUCCAAGGUCGAAAGGUCCGAGACAGAAAACGGUGCCGACGACCACCACUCGCACGAGGACGAGGACUUUACUGAGUCCAUCCAAUACACCGGCGGAACCUCUCUCUUCCGCUCUGGUUCCUCAAGUUUUGUCAACACAUUCGAAACUAGCGACCCGCCGGGCACUCUCCCCCGGAUACUAGAAUUCGAAGUUGACGAUGACGACCUCCGAGUCAAAACACCAACACCAACACCAACACCAACACCAACACCAACACCAACACCAACACCAACACCUCGUCCUCUUCCUGCGGGCCGGGUUCCAGAAACUUCAACCUCAACCUCGUAUUUUUGACGACAUUGGAUUAAAGGCCUAUGGUACCGGUACUGGUGGUUUCAUACCACCGAUCAGGCUCAGGAACCUAGGUCUUACCACGUGCACCCCUGUUCCGGGGCCCAGCCAUAAGAUUCUUCGUGGCUUUUUCCGGACCGGGAUACAGCCUUCAACGUUUUCACUGUUUCGACCGUUUCAGCGCUUC
Marasmius oreades (fairy-ring Marasmius) is the source of this 805-nucleotide messenger RNA. RefSeq lists its product as uncharacterized. The record is from RefSeq and is a predicted model, not a curated record. Bases 1 to 621 code for a protein of 206 amino acids. Lineage: Eukaryota; Fungi; Basidiomycota; Agaricomycetes; Agaricales; Marasmiaceae. The transcript is spliced from 3 exons.